GCUCAGGUGGCUUUCCUCCAAGGUGAGAGGAAAGGCCAAGAGAAUCUAAAGACGGACCUGGUGCGGCGGAUCAAGAUGCUAGAAUAUGCACUAAAGCAGGAGAGGGCCAAAUACCAUAAGCUGAAGUUCGGGACAGACCUGAACCAGGGGGAGAAGAAGACAGAUGUGUCCGAACAAGUGUCUAAUGGCCCUGUGGAGUCGGUCACACUGGAGAACAGCCCGUUGGUGUGGAAGGAGGGGCGACAGCUUCUGCGACAAUACCUGGAAGAGGUGGGCUACACAGAUACCAUCCUGGACAUGAGGUCCAAGCGUGUGCGUUCCCUUCUGGGUCGCUCCGUGGAGCUCAAUGGGGCCACUGAGCCUAUCGAGGGGCCACCCAGGGCUUCACCAGGCCCCGGAGGACUUAGCGGUGGCGAGUCUCUGCUGGUAAAACAGAUCGAGGAACAGAUCAAGAGAAAUGCAGCAGGCAAAGAUGGCAAGGAGCGCCUGGGUGGCUCGGUGCUGGAGCAGAUCCCCUUCCUGCAGAACUGUGAGGAUGAGGACAGCGAUGAGGACGAUGAAGUAGACAGUGUCCAGCACAAGAAGCAGCGUGUGAGGCUCCCAUCCAAGGCCCUGGUCCCUGAAAUGGAGGGUGAGGAUGAGGAAGAUGACUCAGAAGAUGCCAUCAAUGAGUUUGAUUUCCUGGGCUCAGGAGAAGAUGGUGAGGGAUCUCCAGACCCUCGACGUUGUGCUGCAGAGGGGAACCCUCAUGAGCUGGUCACCGUCACCAAUGACAACGACCUCAGCUGUGAUCUGUCUGACAGCAAAGACGCCUUCAAGAAGACAUGGAACCCUAAGUUUACCCUCCGCUCACACUACGAUGGCAUCCGCUCCCUGGCCUUCCACCACAGCCAGUCAGCACUGCUCACUGCCUCUGAGGAUGGCACACUUAAGCUGUGGAACCUUCAGAAGGCAGUUACAGCCAAGAAAAACGCUGCACUGGACGUGGAGCCCAUUCAUGCUUUCCGCGCUCACAGGGGCCCUGUGCUGGCCGUCACCAUGGGCAGCAACAGCGAGUACUGUUACAGUGCUGGAGCUGAUGGCCGUAUCCACAGCUGGAAGAUCCCUGACCUCAACAUGGACCCGUACGAUGGCUACGACCCAAGCGUGCUGAGUCACGUCCUGGAAGGCCAUGGGGAUGCUGUGUGGGGUCUGGCUUUCAGCCCCAUCUCCCAGCGACUAGCAUCCUGCUCCGCUGAUGGCACCGUUCGCAUUUGGGACCCCAGCAGCAGUGGUCCAAGCUGCCUCUGUACCUUCCCCAUGUCUGGAGAACACGGAAUCCCCACCUCAGUGGCCUUCACCAGCACCGAGCCUGCCCAUGUCGUGGCCUCCUUUCGUUCUGGUGACACUGUUCUUUAUGACUUGGAAGCUGGCAGUGCCCUCCUCACAUUGGAGUCCCGAGGGAGCAGCGGUAAAUCCGUGCACUCUAUGGUUGCCCACCUGGACGCAGUUACCUGCCUAGCUGUGGAUCCCAAUGGCGUGUUCUUGAUGUCAGGAAGCCAUGACUGUUCUCUGCGCUUAUGGAGCCUAGACAAUAAGACGUGUGUGCAGGAGAUCACGGCCCACCGCAAGAAGCACGAGGAGGCCAUCCAUGCAGUGGCCUGCCAUCCCAGCAAGGCACUUAUUGCCAGUGCUGGUGCUGAUGCUCUAGCCAAGGUCUUCGUAUGAUCCCACCUGGCCUCGCCCUGGCUACACAGUGGCAGAGAGCGGGGCCAGGCCAGUGGGGCUGAGGCAGCCCCCGGCCUCCCUCGAGAGUCUCAGAGUCUCGGCCUCUUUCAUCUUCCUGGAGCCUGGUGGUGCUAAUGGCCCUUUCCCCAGGAAUCCCCCCUCAAGGAGGGCCUCUGGACUUUCUGCUCAUUAUCACUGUGUGAUAGUCUGUCAGUCUCCUCCCAGCUCCACACUCCGCCUCUAUUUAUUUCACUCUUUAUUAUUUGGGUUCUACUUUGUGCCCUUGGUUCCCCCUUCAGGUUCCUGUUUAUAAGCCCCAUCCCUUUUGCCCCCAACUUGUACGUGAAAAAAUUGUCUCAAUAAACCCUUUGGAGUAAGA
Messenger RNA from Cricetulus griseus (Chinese hamster), 2086 nucleotides. The record is from RefSeq and is a predicted model, not a curated record. NCBI's taxonomy places the organism in Eukaryota, Metazoa, Chordata, Mammalia, Rodentia, Cricetidae.